AUGGCAGGCAGCGAUGGGACCUACAAACUGUACCAAUAUGACCCGUCAAUGGCGGCGGCCGUCAUCUUCAUUCUCCUCUUCGUCGUCUCCUCACUCCUGCAUACCUACCAGCUGAUACGGACGCGGACGUUGUACUUCAUUCCGUUUGUCAUUGGGAUAUAUUUGGAAUGGAUAGGAUACAUUGGCAGAGCGAUCGGACACACAGAGACCCCGAAUUGGACCGUGGGCCCUUUCAUCAUGCAGUCAGUGCCAAUUCUGGUCGCACCCGCCUUAUUCGCCGCCUCGAUAUACAUGGAGUUGGGACGGAUCAUCCGCAUCACCGACGGCGCCAGACACUCGAUUGUGCCUUUGCGCUGGCUCACCAAGAUCUUCGUGGCUGGAGAUGUUCUCUCCUUCCUAAUGCAGUCGUCCGGCGGCGGCAUCAUGGCCGGCAACGGCCCUAAUUCAAUGACGACGGGCGAACACAUCAUCAUCGGCGGUCUGCUCGUGCAGAUUGUUUUUUUCUCAUUCUUCAUCGUCGUGGCCAUUGCCUUCAACGUGCGCAUGAACAGAAUCCCGACGUCCAAAGUUCUCAAUAGCGAUGUUACGGCCCAUGUGUGGCAGAAACAUCUCUUGGCCCUUUUCGCCGGCAGUAUACUAAUCCUUGUCCGAUCGGUGUUCCGGCUGGUCGAGUACGCGCAGGGCAACGACGGAUAUCUGAUCUCGCACGAAGUGUUUCUGUACGUCUUCGACGGAGUCCUCAUGUUCGCUACUACGGUCCUUUUCGCCGUCAUUCAUCCGAGCGAGGUCAAUGCGAUGUUGAGCGAUAGAGGUGGCAAGGUUGUGAAGCAGAUAGUCUACGUCUAUCACAAGAGGUGA
Molecule: messenger RNA, 858 nt
Organism: Exophiala dermatitidis NIH/UT8656
Lineage: Eukaryota; Fungi; Ascomycota; Eurotiomycetes; Chaetothyriales; Herpotrichiellaceae
Exons: 4
Coding region: 1-858 (285 amino acids)
Cellular component (GO): membrane
Source: RefSeq, a predicted model, not a curated record